AUGAAAAAUAAACUCUAUGAAGACGAAUCGCAGAUGCAGACAAUUGAUUACAUUUAUGAAGAAUUUCGAAAAGAAUUUGAUUUAAUACUCAACAAAUGCCAAGCCUUUGAUCAUUGCACCUAUAUUAUAGAUUACUACUAUAAUUUUAAAACAGGCCUUAAAGAACAAAUUAACAAACUCGACCCAAAUACAAGGUUAUCCAAAUAACUUCGUUAGUUAGAUGAUACUUCAGAAAAAUCCCUUGAAAUUAUCAAUAUGCUAAAUGAAUACGAAGAAUAUCGAUUUCCCUCUAAAGUAUAGCUGAUCAAGACAUUCAAAUCCUUUGCUCCAAAAGCACCCCAAAAGAAGAAAACAGUGAAAUUAUGCGAAAGUCUUAUGAUUGAGGAGAAUUAAGCAAUUGCUUAAAAUAAUUUGAGAAACAGCUAAUUGUAGGUAAUUUAGGAAGAGAAUCUGAUUGAGGAUGAAGUUAUACCAAAUCAAUUCGAACAAGAAGUUGUUGAGUCUGAAAUUCAUCUGAAAAACAACUUCCACCAAAAUAAAAUGAACAUUAAUCCUGAAUAAGAAGAAAUAAAUCAAUUAGAAAUAAGAAUGGAACAGGCAAAAGGUCUCUAUCAGGAAGCCCUUUUGGAUGAAGCCUUCGAGAUCACCUAAGAUAUUUUCCUUAAAUUAAAUAAUAAACAAGCUCAAUGGUUUAAGGAGAAAGGUUACCAAGAAUUCUAUGAGAAUUUGCAAGAAAAAAAACUCAUACUUACAUAGAACUUGAAUGAAUUAGAAUCAGGAGGAUGGAGAAUAGAAAAACAAACACAAAAUCUUAUCAUUAAAUAUAAACUAUUUGAAGAAGAAUCAACAGUGACUGUUUAUUUAGAUUCUGUAUUUGAAGCCAACAUCACAAAGUUGAUGGCACUCAUCAAUGAAAUUGAUCUAUAUCAUAAUUAUGUUCCUUUUUGCCAAAGAUCCUCUAUGAAUAAAUAAUUGACUAAGACUUGCAAGAUUUGCGAUAUAGUAGUUUACUUCCCGUUCAUUUCAGAUAGAAGGGCAGUAUUUGUUGGCGAGGGCAUUGAUAGGCUUAUGAUCAAUGGAACAAUAGUCUUUGUUUGCAAGUCUAUUGAUCAUAAUAUCGACUAUCAAUAGAAACAUGACAUUCAUUUUGAAACAAAUAAAAAACUUGUUAGUUUGAUAAUCAAUUACUAUAUUUUUGAAUUGACACCUAUAAAUGAUAAUAAAUGCAGAGUUCGUGCUAUUACUAACUCAAAUCCUUAGGUGAAAUACCUUCCUAAUUGGCUUAUUGGGUAUUUGGCCAGGAAAAUGGCACAUGAAUUGUUUGAAAGAAUGGAAAGGAUAACCAAGAAUUUUGAAAAAUCUCCAUGGUUUGAAAAAUAUAAUCAAAACAUCGAAUUUUAUAAGUGGAUUGACUAGAAAGUAUAGAAAUACUUUGAAUUACGUUAAAAAUGA
Paramecium tetraurelia is the source of this 1452-nucleotide messenger RNA. RefSeq lists its product as uncharacterized. Lineage: Eukaryota; Ciliophora; Oligohymenophorea; Peniculida; Parameciidae. The record is from RefSeq and is a predicted model, not a curated record. The transcript has 5 exons.